This is a messenger RNA of Tetrahymena thermophila SB210, 4848 nucleotides long. Its product is annotated as transmembrane protein, putative. The transcript is spliced from 6 exons. Lineage: Eukaryota; Ciliophora; Oligohymenophorea; Hymenostomatida; Tetrahymenidae. The record is from RefSeq and is a predicted model, not a curated record.
AUGACGUUCAUAGCAAACAUCUUGCUUCUAGGAUUCAUUGUUAAAGAUUUAAUUCUGUACUUUCUCAACAAGCCAUAUAAAGAGAGUUUAUAUGCUUAAUUAAUAUUGAAGAGCUACAAUUAUUCUCUCUACCCACUUUCACUAUUAUUCAGUUGCUUUCAACAAUCUUCCACUUAUUAGUAUGUAGCUUUAGUCAAUAUAAUCAUAUCCCUUCUCUUAAGCAUAUUUGUAGAACUUUUAGAUUACGAUUACUGCUUCUACAUAAAUGACUUUUUAUCUAAAAAAUUUAACAAACUAUCUUUAGCUGUUUAAGUUUUGGAGUGUUUCCAAAUAGUUUUGCUGUCACAAACAAAUUAAUCUAUUUACACAAUAGGUCUAGUUGUAUCUUUUUUGAAUCAAGUACUCCAACUAAUUCUGACUUAGUACUAAAAUCUUUACUUAAGUCAAACUUCGAAGAUUAUUAUUACUUAAUUCACAUUACUGAAUAUCUCGUUAUUAUCUUAUAGCAUAUACUAUACUCAAAAUAUUAAUAGCAUUAGCAGCGACAUAGAGUAAUAGUCAAUUUUGUGGAAAGAAUAUUCUAAUCUUUCUAAAAUUGAAAGAUUCUUAAGGCUAAUUAAUUAACAAAAUUAGGUGUUUAUUUAUGAUUACGUAAAAUCUAAUUUAUCUUAAAUCAUAGAAAACGCCCUUGCAAAUCACUUAAUUAAUUGCUAUAUAGGACCAGACUGCUUUUGUAAAAAGCUGAAUUUUGAUUUGAAUUAAGAAGACAAAAUUGCAUUUAUCACAAACGAAAAGAACAGAGACUGCGUGAAACAUUUAACUUACAGCAUUUUAAAAGCGCAUACUCAAGAGUUACCGACUAAGUUAAAUGAUUUCUAGAUUAGUUAUUUUAAAUAUAUAGAAGAUGUAAUGGAAAAUUAAACGCUCUCAAUCACUUCCCUGAUAAAAGUCUAAUAAAACUGCUUUGAAAAAUAUAACUUGUUUGAAAUGCAAAUUAUUAACAGAAUGGCUGAUAAGGUUCGUAGUUAAAUAUAAUAAAAUAAUAUUAAUAAAUAGAGUUAUUCUGAGAGCUAGGUUGUUUCUAGUAAAUAAAAGAGCAUCUAACUAAUCCAAAAUAUUCUUUUUGAUGAAAAGCUUUCUUAAUCAUUUAACUUAAUACUGAACUGCUUUUAUCAAAAACGAAAGCUCUUGCAUACCCUUAACUAAGACGUUAUUAAUCUAGAUGAAUUUGAAAAGCUUAGUAAUUAGCUUUUAUAAGAAAGAUAAUAGCUUAAAAUUGUUUUGAAAUAGUUAGUUUUACAAAACAGUUCUUAGUCGUAACUUCAAAAGAUAUGCAAACUUUAUGAUCUUGUUCUUGAUAUUGACGAUUACUUUGACACUAAAAUUUCUUCUCAGAGGUAAUUUAACUGCUUAACAAGUAUUCCUCUUUACUCUAAAGAAACAUGUGUGGCUUAUAUCUCAUUUACUACUAAGCUUGGAGUAAUCAUUAAAAUUUCUAAAAAUUUUGACAAAGUAGUUCCUGUUUUACCUAAUAGAGAGGUAAUAGGCAAAAAUAUAGGUUUCAUGUAGCCUGAUGUUGUCGCUCCUCUUCAUAACACAAUUUUAAGAAAUUUCAUUUAAAAAAAAAUAGUUUCGCAAAAGGUUGCUGAUUAUCCGCUCUUAAUCGGAAAAGAUAAAAAAGGUUUUGCGAUACCUUAUGAUGUGAAACUUCAAGUUGCUAUGAUUGGACUGGAAGACUUCGGAUGUGCUGGCUGGAUUAAAUAAAUCAAAGACCAAACUCACUACAUUAUGACAAGCACAGAUAGCACUUUUAAAAAUUUUAUAAUGAGCUAUAGCUUUUAUGAUUUAAUAUUAGCAAACUGCUUUAGAUAAAGCGAAUUGGGUUCUGUAAAAUUCGGAAAUAUCAUUCCUCUUUAUCAAACUCUUUUCGAGAAUAACAUGUCUGGAGAACACUUUUAGACAAUACUCAUUAAGCCCCAAUAUAAAGAACAAAUAGACAAUCCUAUCAAAUUACAAAAGAAUCCCGAUUUGUUUCAACAAUUAAUAAAUCUUGAGCUCUAUUUAAUUUAAGCAAAGUUUAUUCAUAUAAAAACUUCCCUUGCUGAAUUUAAUUAUCUGCUUAUUUUCUAGAUUGAAUAUAUAGAUAAUUUAUUCAGUAAAAGAGAUGCUCUAAAAGAAUUUAGAAAAGAUCUUAAAAAUUAUACCUAGACAGAAGAAUUCGAUGAAGUUGAGUUUGAGAACCUUUUCUCAGAUGAUUACUAUAACUAAUCCUGCAAGUCAAGUUAUUAAAAUGAAGAUUAUUAAAACUUUGUAAAACUUCCCUUCUUUAAGAAUCAAAAAAAUGUAUACUAUGCAUCUAAGUUAUAGAAAAUCAUCAAAUAAAAUAGACUUAAAAUUAGUUAAAUGUAUAAAAACUAGACUCUUUACAGUGGAUUUUCCUAUCAAAAUUCAGCUAUAUCAAAAAAUUUUUCAUUAUUCGAUGAUAACUAAAUGACAACAAAAAUAGAUGAAAUUUAAGAAAAUGAAAUGAGUAACCUCAGCGCUUAUCAUAAAAUGAAUACUUAAAGGCAAACUUGUAAUGCACUAAUUACCAAUCGUGCAGAUUCGUAUUUUGAAGAAAAUAAAAUAAGCUAAAUAAGCAAUGUAAUGAAUACCUCCAACAACUUGAAACUCAAAAAUUGGAAUAAUUUUUUCUAUGGUAUUGAAUAGCUCAUGUUUGACAAUGAAAAAUUGGAGUAGAGAAUAGAAAAUGACAAAAAGUUAAAAACCUAAAAGUCUGUCAAUUAUAGGAGGUAGUUGUAUUUAGCAAAAGAGUUAGAAAUUAAAGAUUAAGUCAAAUAAUCAAAUAUGGUUGAAACUAAACUUGUUAAUGAUAAAGAUACAAGCAUGUCUGAAGAAAUUAGCUUUAUAUUAAAUUUGAAAAAAAAAGAGAGCAAAGGUGCAGAAGGGAGUGUCAACUAAUCAAUAGGAAAAACAAAAUCAUAAAAGCGACAGUUGGUCACUUAAAUAUAUUCUCAAAGCAAAUAGCCAAUGUCUUUUUAUAGCGGAUAUCUGUUGGAUUUCAUACUAAUUGCACUUUUAGUAGUUUCAAUUUCAAUAAGCCUGAGUAGCAACAUCAACUUUGUCUCGUAAUACUAAACAAAAGAGAAAUUAUACACAGAUUUAACUAAUAUAAAAAAUAUAAUGUACAAUAUUAUAGAAGAAAUCCAUGUUAUUGAUGGAAUUCAAAAAAAUUACUUUAAAUUGGCCAAUUAAUAGGAACAAUAAUCUUUUAUUCAAAUGCUGAGUUGGAUUAGGGAUGAUAAUAUAUAAAGAUAUAAGAACUAUCUGGAAAGUAUUUUUAAAGAUUACCUAAAUGAAUAAAGAGUAAAUGAGAUGUACCAGCUUGAAAUGGACUAUUAAACUCUCAGCUAUGUCGAAGAUAGAUUUGAUGGUUAAAUAGUUCCUAAUUCGACUAUUCUAUCUGUACUGAUCAAAACCUAAUCUUUGUUUACAUUAUUUUAUAAUUAAUCUAUAUCUUCAUAAGAUUUCAUAUAUUAAAACGAAUUAAGGUUUAAUUCUAACAAUACUUAAUCAUAACUCUCGAUAAUUCUCAACUAGCUGAGCUAAGAUCAAAGUUCAGCAAAUGAUACUCAAAAGAAAAGCAGUGUUAUUUUUAUCAUAGUCUAUUGUGUUUUCAUUUUUAUCUACAACAUUCUUUUAUUCUUUUUCUACUUUAAUAUGUUUUAGCUCAAAUAAUCCCUCUUAUCUAUUUUUGCUACGAUCGAUAUUAAAAAACUUGAAGAUAUGACUAAUAGGACAAAUACUUUUAUCAAAUACAUAUUAAAUAUUAAGAAAAAAAAUAAAAUACUUGAUAUUAAUACCUCCCAAAAAGAUGGCAUAUUUAUAUUUGCUCAUAAAGAUGAUCACAAAAAAAAUUACAAGAAAAAAAAUAUCAGUUUAACAACUUAUCAAAAAAAGCUCACAGUAUAUAAAAUAAUUUUGAUAAUCUUUUGCACCUCAUUAAUUCUAAUCAAGCCAAUAAUAGACUACUUCCUCGUAUAAAUAGAGACAAACUCAAUGAACGUAGAAGGUUAGCUUAAAAAUAAUUCUGAGAGAAUGGUUUCCAUAUUUUCUGAUUUCAGCCAAGCUAAAUUUAUAUAUACUUAUUAUUUAGAAGGAAAAAAUGAAGUGGCUUAUGAUUAUACAAAUCAAAAAUAAGAAUAGUAUCUUUUACAAUCAUAUAAUAAUAUUUAAAGUGCUAUGACAGACUUUAUGAGUGCAUAUUAGUCAUACACGAACUCAAAUUUAAUAUAGUAGCAACAAUAAAAUAUAACAUACACCAUCAGCUCUAAUAUAUGUGAUCCCUUGACAUAGUUAUCUUCUACUUUGAGCUAGUUCAAUUAGACUGACAUAACAGAAUGCUUAAAAUUAUAUCAAUCUACUGAUAAUAGUGGCUUUUAUAUUUCUUCAUAAAAAUUCUAAACAGUUCAAUUUGGAAUUAUAGAGUAUUUCAAUUCAAAUAUGCCUUCAAGUUAAUAACCAGGUUACUUGGAUACCUUCUUUUAAGAAAAUUCUGUCUAAGACCAAUUCUACUAGCUUAGAAUUUUAGAAUAGACAUCUGAAAUACUAACCUACCUCAUAAACAAUUAACAAAAAAACUUCUUUAACGCUAUGAAUAUAAUAAAUAUUAUUUUAACUAUAUUCUAAGUUCUCCUAAUAGUUAACAUAUCAUAUUUUGUAUAAAAAUAUAUAUUCAAGAAGAUUUCAAUCGAGUAUUUCUAAUCGAUGAAGUUCUUAACCCUCAUAGACUAUGAUAUUCUCAUGGAAAACCCUUACUUUAUUUCUCACUUAAGAAAAAGUAAAUGA